Messenger RNA from Condylostylus longicornis, 2927 nucleotides. It is a transcript of the gene black, whose product is annotated as cysteine sulfinic acid decarboxylase. Gene Ontology annotation, cellular component: cytoplasm. Bases 637 to 2538 code for a protein of 633 amino acids. Gene Ontology annotation, biological process: carboxylic acid metabolic process. The transcript has 3 exons. The record is from RefSeq and is a predicted model, not a curated record. Gene Ontology annotation, molecular function: pyridoxal phosphate binding; carboxy-lyase activity. Lineage: Eukaryota; Metazoa; Arthropoda; Insecta; Diptera; Dolichopodidae.
CCGAUCAGUUUGAGUGUUAAUUGCUAACUGGACAGUAAAAAAAAAGAAACAGAGAAGAAAAAAAAUUUUUUUCUUCUUUUUUAAAAAAUUAAAUAUUUUAAAAUAAAUUGUUAAAUUUUUUAAAAGUAAUUUAUUGAAAAUAUAAAAAACAAAUCACAUAAUUUUAUAUAUUUAUUUUAUUGUUGUGUUUUUGUUAUUUAAUAAUAAUAAAAUUUAAUUUAAUAUAUAAUAUAAAAGUAAUUAGUGCACAAAAAUUAAAAUAAAAUUAAAAUUUUAUUCAAGUAACUUUUGAUAUUUCUAAAAAUACAGAAAAGUUAACGAAUUAAAUUAAAAUCGAAAUAUAAACUUAAAUAUUAAAAUUUUAAAAAUAAUUUUAUUAAAAAACAAAAAAAAAAUUAAAUAUUAUAAAUUAUUCGAAGUCGAGUAAUUUACCUUAAAAAAUAAUCUUAAUUUUUUUAAUAUAUUAAACAUUCACACACUCAGAAAUUAAAAUCUAUAAUACAUUUUAUAAUAUAUAAAUUACAAAAGAAAUUAAAAAUAAUUAAUUAAUUAAAAAUAAAAACUAUAUAAUAAGAAAAUAUAUAUAUAUAUAACAUCAAAAAGGAAAAGAAAAAAUAAAAAAUCAAAUAAAACAAAAUGCCUGCCAACGGCGUAUUGAAUUUAGAAAAUGAAAUUCUUCAACAAAAUAACUUAUCGACAACGAAGCUACUAACAUCAUCGUCGUCUUUAGCUGUUUCAUCGAAUUCAUAUGAUUUAUCGGAAAAUUCAUCAAGUGGUAUCGAUUCACCUAUAACAUCUGAUGAUGAAAAUUUAAAUAAAACAACAGUAUAUAAUUUUAAUAAUAAUAAUAAAAAUUUCUCAUCAAUAUUAAACGAUAAAAUAAAAUAUAAAAAUAAAAAUAACGGUACUCAUAAUUUGAGUGAAACAAAAGAUAUUAAUAAUAAAAUUUAUAAUAAUAAUAAUACAAAAAUGAAUGGUUUUAAUAAUAAUAAUAAUAACAAUAAAAAUUUUAAUACAAAUAAUAAUAAUGAUGAUAAUAAUAUUCCAAGAUGGUGUAGUCAUCCAAAUCGUUUAAAACAUGAAAAAUUUAUACGUGAUUCAAUUGAUGAAAUAAUUAAUAAUGCUGUAUUUGAUUCAACACAACGUAAUUCAAAAGUAUUAGAAUGGCAUGAUCCAAAUGAAUUAAAUAAAAUUUUUGAUAUGAAAUUAAAUGAUAAAUUUGACUCUGAUGAAAAUCUCAUUGAAUUAAUACGUAAAACAAUUAAAUAUUCAGUUAAAGCUGGUCAUCCAUAUUUUAUAAAUCAAUUAUAUUCAUCACUUGAUCCAUAUGCAUUAAUUGGACAAUGGUUAACAGAUGCAUUAAAUCCAAGUGUUUAUACAUAUGAAGUAUCACCAGUAUUUAUAUUAAUGGAAGAAAUGGUAUUAAAAGAAAUGAGAAAUAUUGUUGGUUUUCCAAAAUAUAAUAAUGAUGAUGAUAAUAAUGGUGAUGGUAUAUUUUGUCCUGGUGGUUCAAUUGCAAAUGGUUAUGCUAUUAGUUGUGCAAGAUAUAAAUAUAUGCCAGAAAUUAAAACAAAAGGACUUUCUGGUUUACCAAGAUUAGUUGUUUAUACAUCAGAAGAUUCACAUUAUUCAAUUGCAAAAUUAUCAUCAUUUAUGGGAAUUGGUAUUGAUAAUGUUUAUAAAAUAAAAACUGAUCAAAGAGGUAAAAUGCGUAUAGAUCAUUUGAAUGAAGAAAUUGAAAGAACAAAAAAUGAAGGCGGUAUACCAUUAUUAGUUGUUGCAACAGCUGGUACAACAGUUUUUGGAGCAUAUGAUCCAAUUGAAGAGAUAUCUGAAAUUUGUAUUAAAAAUAAUAUGUGGUUUCAUGUUGAUGCAGCAUGGGGUGGUGGUGCAUUAUUAUCACAAAAAUAUCGUCAUUUAUUAAAAGGUGUUGAAAAAGCUGAUUCAGUUACAUGGAAUCCACAUAAAAUGUUAUCAUCAGCACAACAAUGUUCAACAUUCCUUACAAGGCAUAAAAAUAUUUUAUCAGAAUGUCAUUCAACAAAUGCUGCUUACCUAUUUCAAAAAGAUAAAUUUUAUGAUGUUAAAUAUGAUACUGGUGAUAAGCAUAUACAAUGUGGUAGACGUGCUGAUGUAUUAAAAUUUUGGUUUAUGUGGCGUGCUAAAGGUACUGAUGGUCUUAUUAAACAUGUUGAACAUUUAUUUAGAAUGGCUGAAUUCUUUACAAAAGAAUUAAAAUCACGAACAAAUCAAUUUAAAUUGGUUUUAGAAGAACCAGAAUGUUUAAAUAUAUCAUUUUGGUAUAUACCACCAAGUUUAAGAGGAAAAGAAAAUGAUCAAUUAUAUAAUGAAAAUUUACAUAAAAUUGCACCAAAAAUAAAAGAAUCAAUGAUGAAAGAAGGGACAAUGAUGGUAACAUAUCAAUCAAUUAAAGGAAUACCAAAUUUCUUUAGACUUGUAUUACAAAAUUCAGUUUUAAAUGAAUCCGAUAUGUUACAUUUCAUUAAUGAAAUUGAUAGAUUAGGAAAAGAUUUGUAAAUUACAUAAAUAUAUUUUUUUUUCAUGAAACAAAAACAAAAAAAAAAAAAAACGUAAGAUUUAUAAGACAAUCCCGUAUUAUAUUAUUUUAAUUUUAUUUAAUUCAUAAUUGUUGUAUUUUUUUUUUUUAAUUACAUGCUCAUAUUUAUUUUUGUAAAUAUAGAAAUUAUUCAUUUUAAUUUAAUUAAUUUUAAUCACAAAUAAAUAAAUAUAUAUAUUAAAUAAUAUUAGAAUUUAAUAUUAAAAAAAAAAUAAACGUGAAUACGAUUUUAAUGCAAGAUACUAUAUGAAAAGAAAAAAUUGACCAAAUUGUAUUAAAGAAAAUAUUUAUUUAAAAUUUUAGACACUAUUAAAUAACUAAAAUUAAUUCCGACCACUUUAUUGAAUUU